Messenger RNA from Mytilus californianus (California mussel), 3329 nucleotides. RefSeq names its product GTP-binding protein Rhes-like. Gene Ontology annotation, molecular function: GTP binding; GTPase activity. The transcript is spliced from 2 exons. NCBI's taxonomy places the organism in Eukaryota, Metazoa, Mollusca, Bivalvia, Mytilida, Mytilidae. The coding region runs from base 275 to 1159 and encodes 294 amino acids. The record is from RefSeq and is a predicted model, not a curated record.
UAAAGUCUGAUUUUCUUAUCAUCCGCAGUAUUGAUCAAGAAUCUUGCUUAAUUCGUAUGUGAUUAUGGAAUUACCUGGCCAAAUCAAAGCUUCUUCACAUCCCAGUGACUAAACAGCAAUUAGAAACAGUUCUUCUAAUUGGCGUAAAAUCUCAACUUAUAUUAAAAGCAAUUCUUAGCGUACAUUGUAAGAUUGUACAUCGAUCGGAACAAGGUGUUGUAUACAUUCACAGUGAUUUGAAUUUGAAAUAAUGCUGUUCAUUAGAAGUUAAACAAUGAUGACAUCGCUUUUGUUAUGUGGUCGUUCUUGGAGAUCACCAUCCGAGUAUCAGGACGGAUCCUGUAUUUUAACGACCGGUAGCGUCAUGGCAGAUCAAGGAGAGAAUAUACCCCCAUCAAACUGUUACAGACUGGUGCUUUUAGGCUCUAGCAAAGUUGGUAAAACGUCUUUGGUUAACCGAUUCUUGAAAAAUAAAUUUGAGGAUGUGUAUACACCAACUAUUGAAGACUUUCAUCGUAAAAUAUAUCGUAUCAAAGGACAAUCAUAUCGCCUGGAUGUAUUAGACACUUCUGGUAACCACCCAUUUCCCGCCAUUAGAAGGCUCUCAAUUAUAACAGGAGAUAUCUUCUUAUUGAUGUAUGACAUUUGUGACAGAGAAUCAUUCAACGAAGUGACAAGACUUUGUCAACAAAUCUAUGAGAUCAAAGGACAAUGUCGAACCCGAAUUGCACCUAAAAUAUGUAUUCCAAUGGUAAUCAUCGGAAACAAAUGUGAUCGGGAAAAACAUCGUGAAAUAGACUCAUCUGAAGGAGAAGAGCUUGCUCGACAGUAUACUAAUGUCAGUUUCACAGAAACAUCAGCAAAGAAGAACGUAAACGUCGAAGAAGCGUUUAUUAGGUUGUUCACCUUAGCAAAAAUGCCCGCCGAGAUGAGUCCCUCUUUACACAGAAAAGUACAUCCAGGUGUAAUCGAUGAUGAAACCACAAGUAGAAAGAGCCUUUCAAUUCGCCGUCGUCUGUCGGAGGCUUGUGGAACAAUUGCGCCUAAUGCUCGAAGGCCAAGCAUACGAACUGAUUUACUUACAGCGCAAAUGCGAGGUAGCACAUCAAGGUCUCUCAUUGCGAGUAAUACUGGUAACUCCAAAUGCACCAUUCAGUGAACUGGUUAUCUAAAUUAUGUACUUCGUUGCCUUAUUAUUGGGUUUGUUAUUCUGUUGUUUAAGGAAUCUUCACAUUUUUAAAUGAAAUUUAUAAUUUUUUUUAUAAUCACAAAGUCGUAUUUAUUGAAAAGAAUCCGUUGUCAUCAGUAACUUAAUUGAUGGCGAUCGAUACAUUAAUGUUUCUGGUAAAUUGUGCCUGUCAGUCUUGUAACUUUUUUGUGGUUUCAUGUGUUGAUGUUAUUUCCGGUAAGGCUUCAUAAACUGAUGGCAUCUCCGGAAGUUUAUAAAUAAGACAUAUUCUGCAUCAUAUACUGAAAUGUGCAUAUCCUAUUACGUAGCUAAAUGAAGUUUAGUUUUGUACAUAAGUUUACCAGAAAUGGGAAAUUAAAAUUAGGUUUGUAAAACUGUAUCAAAGAUAUAAAUCAAAGCUGCCAAUGACAAUAUCGAAACACACAGAUCGAAUUAUCUAAUAGCUUAAAGUUAAACAUCUAAUAUCUAUGGAAAUUGCCUUGUCAAUUUUAUGUUUCCUUAGAAUCGAUCUAUAAAGGACAUGAUAUACAGAAUGACUAUGUUCUACCUAAUAAGAUGUUUUGUUUCCGAGACUGGAAUAACUUAUUUAUGUACAUAGUCAAGGACAAUUAUCACUAACUUGUUUAACAUAUCAGAGCACAUCCAACAGAAAAUAUGUAUAAACUGAGUUGUACAACAUUUUUUUUAUAAAACAGACGGAAGGAGAAAAAUAGAUGUUAUUAUGUGUCAGUGCUGUCCAUAGGCGCUUAGAGGCCUGAUCUUAAGGCUAUCACUGUUUUCUGUAGUAUUAUUUGUUUUGCCGUUGAAAGUCGUAAGUGGUGAAAGGUGGAUUUUUAUCUACUUUGCUAUUCUCAAUUGUUAGUUAUCGUUGAAAGUCUCACCGUUGACAAAACAAUAUCUCCUUAUAAAUCAAAUAGUCCAUAUCAUCAUUGAACUAAAUCGAUUGAGGUCAGUUAUUCAAUCGUUUUUUUAACAUUUUACUCUUUUAAUUGGUCUCCAGAGGAUGUCCUAUUUCAAAAUUGUAUCGCAAUUUGCCCCUUAUUAACAAAACUGGUCGUAUUUACUAAACUAAUUUACAUGAGGGUUCAAAUUUUUUAAAUUCAAUGAAAAAAAAAUCUAAAAGGAGUCAUACUUAGGUCUAUACAAUAGUUUAAAAGUUAUUUUUUGAAUGAUGUAUAAAUACAUUUUCAAAUUAAAUCUUUGGCAAUUGUUAAAUGUGUAUUGCCAGAGACUUGUUUUUCAUUCCUCUUUACAUUAAAAUAUAUUAAACUAUAAGGUUUUUCAACCCAUACCAUCUAUUUAAAGACACAAUAACAAGUAAGCACGGAAGUUAUCAGACAUGUAGUAGAUUAUUUAGAAUGAGAUAUGCGUGGUAAUGAUGGUAUUGUGAAGGACAAGAGAGAAAAGAAAGGAAUGGCCAUCACGUAAAUAUAUGAAAACAACACGACAAAAAGGAGUUUGGUAAAUACAACAAGAUUAUUUGGAUUAAUAGCUUCAAUAUACAUUACAUUUGUCAUUUCGGGGCCUUUUAUUGCUUACUAUGCGGUAUAUGGGUUUUGCUCACUGUUGAAGGUCAUACGGUGACCUAUAGCAGUUAUAACUUCUACAUCACUUGGUCUCUAGUGGAGAGAUACAUUGGCGAUCAUACCACACCUCCUUAAUUACAUAUAUACAAUACAAUUUGGUUAGGAUCUUCAGCACUGUAAACUUUAAUAUCUCGGAGCAAAGCAUAUCAACAAUCGUAAAUAUGUCACGUGAUAAUUGUGAUACUUCUAAAUUCAUAACUACAAUUAUAUCCUUCAAAAAUCGAAAGUAUUUAAGUUGAAUACUAAGUACAUUUUUUAAGUUUUGUUUUGUUUCUAAAAGAAAGCCAUAAUGAUUGACAAUGUUUUUUUUAUUUGUUUUGAUGCUACUGUAUAUACUUAUUAAUAUACUGAAGUCUCUAUGAGUUUGGACUUUAAUUGUUAUAAGAAAUAUUAGCUUGAAACACAAAAUUAAAAUGUUGUUUUUAAUCUAUAAUUUUUACUGGAUGAGUUUGUAGGUGCCAAAAAUACGAAAAAUUGUAUUUCAAAUAAGACAAAAUUGUUGUUAUUCCUUCAAUCAGUGUUUUGUUUUAUUUAUAUUUUUUAUUAAAAUUGUG